This is a messenger RNA of Lepisosteus oculatus (spotted gar), 1747 nucleotides long. It is a transcript of the gene gpr206, whose product is annotated as P2Y purinoceptor 14. The record is from RefSeq and is a predicted model, not a curated record. Gene Ontology annotation, molecular function: G protein-coupled purinergic nucleotide receptor activity. NCBI's taxonomy places the organism in Eukaryota, Metazoa, Chordata, Actinopteri, Semionotiformes, Lepisosteidae. Gene Ontology annotation, biological process: G protein-coupled receptor signaling pathway. Gene Ontology annotation, cellular component: membrane.
GCUUAAUCACAGGUUUCAAGUUAACUACAGCCAUCAUAAAGAUCACCUGUAGAAACCAGGACUGACUCAAAGUGCCGGUCAACUAGGAAUGCCAGUCAUGGAUAUUCUGGUAAAUGAGUCGACAAAGGAUGGCCUAUGUGACUAUGAGAAGGGUCCCAUCCACACUGCCCUCACCAUCGCCUACUCCCUGGUGUUUGCUGCAGGAAUUGUUCUGAAUAGCCUCACCUUGUGGGUGUCCUUCUGUCACACGCACAACAAGUGCUGCGUCACCGUCUACUUGAAGAACCUCGCCAUUGCAGACUUCCUGCUGGUUUUAUCUUUGCCUGUGAAGAUCGUAGAUUAUUCCAUGGACUCUGAGGGGGUCAGAAAGACCUACUGCACCUUGGUAGCUUCCGCGUUUUACCUGAACAUCUACGCCAGCAUCCUGUUUAUGGAACACAUCGGGGUGAACAGAUAUCUCAAAAUCGUGAGACCGCUGGAAAAUCAUGUGUUUCAGACAGUUCGCGCCGCGAAAUACAUCUCGCUAGGAACCUGGGGGCUCCUCCUCAUUAUAGCCUCAACAUUUGCAGUUCUCUCCCUGGAAACAUUUUGGUCUUCUCUUAACUCUACCGCUGGCCAAAGUAAGAUGUGUUACAUGGUCCUGUCUCCAGCCGGGAAGCAAUUCUACGUCUUCAUCCACUUCCUCUCCAUCGUCUUAUUCAUUUUCGUGCUAGCGUCUCUGUCCUUCUUUUACUUCCAGACCGCGAAAAGGCUGAAGGCCACCAAGCACGCUGCCAACAAAAAACUGCAGAAGUCGAAAAAAAACAUAAGCGUGCUGAUCACCGUUUUCUGCGUCUGCUUUGUUCCGUACCAUCUGCUGCGGGUUCUUUACCUCCUCACGAAAAACAAGGUGAUUGACGACUGUGACGCAAAAAGGGUAAUCUAUUACCUGAAGGAGUUCACAAUCGUUCUCUCCUCUCUGAAUGCCUGCCUGGACCCCUUCAUUUACUUCAUCUUUUGCAAAGCCUUCAGGGCCAAGAUAGGUUUGUUAAAAUUCCUAAGAAGAAAUGAAAAGCUGUCAGCUGACCACCCGAAAGUCAGAUCAGAGGUGAAUGAUUCUGUGUAUGAUUUCACAACUAGACCAAGCAGCCCUUCGAUGGCAGUCAGAGAGUCCUUGAGUAUACAAGGAUCCUGAAGUUUCAUCCACCCCACCCCAUUCUCACGGGGACGCGGCCGCAUGCAUGGCGAUCUGAGAAAAGCCCGAGUCGUGUCCAGCGAUGUACAGCAUGUGCACAUGCAGGCCUGAAAACAAGCGGCGCAUGCUUGCACAAAGGGCAGUGGGUGCGUGGAACAAGCUGCCAGGCGGUGCUGUUGAAGACACUUCCCUUGGAUCCUUCAAGAUAUGGCUGGAUGAGAUACGCAAAAUAAUAAGCAGCCCAACAAGCCAUAAGUGACAAAUGGCCUCAGGCUGUUCAUAUUAUUCUUUUCUUAUGUUAUUAAAUUAAUUAAUCAGCUCUAUUGGGGCGUCUUCAGUGCCAAGACUUUUUUGGUCUGCGUGGAGGCAUUUUUUCCCAUAAUGCAUUCUCAUCAUCAUUUCUGUCUUAUAAAAAAUCUAAGUAUAUGUGGCGUUAAUUUGUGGCUACUUUGGCACCAGUUUCAGUAGAUUUUAAUUACAAUAGAUCUAUAGUGUCUUGAUCUAUAGAUCUAUAGGGAUUUUUACAAAGUAUUCGAGCUAUGUGCUAUAUUUACACCAUAAUUUUUAAUUGUA